Messenger RNA from Caretta caretta (loggerhead turtle), 2774 nucleotides. RefSeq names its product neuronal differentiation 2 (gene NEUROD2). The record is from RefSeq and is a predicted model, not a curated record. Gene Ontology annotation, molecular function: E-box binding; protein dimerization activity; DNA-binding transcription factor activity, RNA polymerase II-specific. Gene Ontology annotation, cellular component: nucleus. Gene Ontology annotation, biological process: nervous system development; positive regulation of transcription by RNA polymerase II; sensory organ development. NCBI's taxonomy places the organism in Eukaryota, Metazoa, Chordata, Testudines, Cheloniidae.
CUUCCCCCAGCGAAAUGCAUGGCACUUCUGGGUCUGCACAGCCUGGUGCAGAGAUACGGGCAGUGAAGCUGUGGGAUCCCCGUCGGUGAGCAGGUUUUAAGAACAAGCUGGACAAAUGCCCACCAGGGACGGCUCACUUGGCCCCUUGCUGACCUCCCGUGGUCCCUUCCGGCCCCACCGAGCCCCCUCGAGGCAGGGGGUUAUCUUCAAGGUGCCAAUAGGCUCUCGGCUCUUUCAAUGUUCACAGAGCAGGCCUCGCUUGGGCGGGUGUGCGUGCAUGGGAAAACGUGUGAGCGUGUGUGAGUGACCACGUGUGAGCACGCACGCUUCUCCAUGCAUGGACAUGCGUGUACACCUCUAUGUGUGUAGGCAUGUACGUGAGCACACACGUGUCCAUUCACACUAGCCCCUGCAUCUCUGGCCCUGGCUUUGUGACUCACACACACCUGGGAUCCAGGCAGACAAUGGUCCCAGCUCCUGUUUCGUAAUCCCUUCUGCUGCCGAACAGCUCUCACGCCAGUUCCUGAAGGUGCGGCACCUCUUGGGACGUGUUUCACCUGAAGAUCUGCCUUCUCCGGAAUACAGAAGUUGGUUGAUAAUAAACCUUGGGCCUACGUGGGGCUGACAAGGAGCCUGGCUCACUCUCAGAUCUGGGCCAUAGCUGGGCCUGGACAUGCCUAGGUUAUUACUACUUGCUCAGCGAGAGGGUACAAAAUGCCCGUCUGAUCACCUGGGUGCCUCAUUCGGCCAGCUGGGCGUGGGAGACAUUGCGUCCUGUGGUCAGUUCCUGGGAUCUCGCGUGGAAGACAGAAGCCCAGAAGGGGAGAUUUGAACCAUAUCCCAGCAGACAUUUGUCGAAGCAGAAGGGGAGGUAAAACCACACAAUCAGCUUUGUUCAGCUUCACCUGCUUUCCCACCCAGGCUUUGUCCAGGGAAAGGCCUACACAGGGGCCUGCGACAGGCCAGGCUAACCGUACCUCGGCUCCAAGGUGGCGUCCGAAUCGGCCAGCUCUGCCUCCCUCAGGAGAGUUCAGCCUCUAUCGAUAACCCGGAGCUGCUGCUGAAUAGGUCACUCUGGUUUAAAGAGAGGGAGAAAAGGGAGCGGACACCUGGGGACCUUUGAUGAGUGGCUGUUUCUCAGCUGAGAAGGAGGCGGGUGUGUUGAGAAAGGCGGUAAUGACGCCCCAUUAUGCUGUAUGGGGGCUCGCCAUUACCCUGUUAUUACCCACUGCAAGUUUGCAAACACGACAGCAGCGAGCAUCCUAGCUGGCAAGCCCGGCCCUGUGAUUAUGCCUCACAAAGUCGGGGGCUUGUUCCUAGCCGGGGUCAAAUCUGGGAGCGGCUUGAUUUUUAUCCUUCUCUUUACAGAGUGACAGAUGGCGAUUCCUCCUUCCCCAGAGAGAAAAAUCUCCCUGAAUGCAGGCGCAUGUCAAUCAUUGGCUCUCAUGUGAUCGCUCCGGCCGAUGACGUGCCAACCAUAUGGCAUGAGCAUCAGAGCCGGUACCCCCUUUGCUUGGUCGAGAUGCCACUCUCGCCUCCUUUUGGAUAGCGCACUGAAGAAAGCUGAGCACCUUAAGGAGCAGUGCCCGAGUCCCAGAAGAUGCUGGGGACAAGGAAAUAAGAAUCCCCCCCGUUAGCUUUGAAGCCAUCAUGUUGACGAGGCUGUUCAGCGAGCCCAGCCUGCUCCCCGACGUGCAGAAAUUCCCCAGCUGGGCGGAGGAGUGCGAGGAGGAUGAGCGGAGCGACAAGGAGGAGCGGAAAGGGAAAAGCUGCCCGCUGCAGGAGGAGCAGAGGGAAGGCUCCUUGGGCGAAAACAAAGAGGAAGGGGACCUAGGCGGGGACGAGGAGGAGGAGGAGGAGGAGGAGGAGGAAGGCGCGGAGGAGGCCGAAGGGGACCGGCCCAAGAAGCGCGGCCCGAAGAAGAGGAAGAUGACCAAGGCCCGGCUGGAGCGCUCCAAGCUGCGGCGCCAGAAGGCCAACGCGCGGGAGCGGAACCGCAUGCACGACCUGAACGCGGCGCUGGACAACCUGCGCAAGGUGGUGCCCUGCUACUCCAAGACCCAGAAACUCUCCAAAAUCGAGACGCUGCGGCUGGCCAAGAACUACAUCUGGGCGCUCUCCGAGAUCCUGCGCUCGGGCAAGCGGCCCGACCUGGUCAGCUACGUGCAGACUCUCUGCAAGGGCUUGUCCCAGCCCACCACCAACCUGGUGGCCGGCUGCCUCCAGCUCAACUCCCGGAACUUCCUCACGGAGCAAGGCCAGGAGGCCGCCAGGUACCACGGCCCCAAUUCUUCCUUUGCCCUGCACCCUUACACCUACCAGUGCCCCCGGCUCUCCGGCACCCACUGCCAGUCCAGCACCAUGGCCAGCUCCCACGCCCUGCGGACACACGCCUACUGCGCCACCUACGAGAGCCUCUAUGGGAACGCCUCCCCAGACUACAAUAGCUCGGAGUACGACGCCCCCCUCAGCCCCCCCCUGUGCAUUAAUGGCAACUUUUCCCUCAAGCAAGACUCUUCCCCGGACCACGAGAAAAACUACCACUAUUCUAUGCAUUACUCUGCCCUGCCAAGCUCCCGGCCGGCCGGCCACAACCUGGUGUUUGGCUCCUCUGGGGUGCGCGGGGGGGUGCACUCCGAGAACAUCCUGCCUUAUGACAUGCACCUGCACCAUGACAGAGGCCCGAUGUACGAAGAGCUCAAUGCGUUUUUCCAUAAUUAACCCCCUUGUGACCACUGGAAAUCCACCCCCCCCGACUGCACAUAGCAACCCCG